AAACAAAACAAAAGCGAAGCGUAGCGCACCGCAGCGAGUGGACGAAAGCAAACGAGGGCCGGAAAAGAACGUCCUCUCCACGAAUGGCGAAUUAUUCGCUCGCCGGCGACUGCUCCGGCGAGGUCCCCGCCUCCUCCUCCUCCUCCUCCUCCUCGUCCGCGCCCGCUACCUUCCCGUCCUUCUGGCCGCCCUUCCCCUCCUUCCUCUCCGACUCCGACUCCGACGCCCCCUUCCCUCCCCCCCGCUGCGCCACCGCCGCGCAGCAAGACCCCGCCGCCGCGUUCCUCGGCCUCGAUUUCCACGCCGACGACGACGAGGACGGGGCCGUCACGUGGGCGGCGCCGGACGAGGCCGGCCUGCCGCUCUGCUGGGACUGCCUGCAGCUGGAGGAGCACGAGGAGGCGCACGCGCACCACCAGCGCUGGGACGGCCUCGGGCUCAGCGACGCCGAGGAGUGGGAGCAGGUCGCCGCCGGCAGGGACGAGUUCGAGGCCGCCGCCGUGCGGAGCCUCGAGUGGGAGGUGCUCCUCGCCGCCAACAGCCUCCUGCUCGACGACGACGACCACUCCGGCGUCGACACGUACUUCCUCGACGACGCAGAGGACGCGCUGUUCGGGCAGCUGGCCGCGGAGCCGGAGCACGAGCCCCCGGCCAAGGGCGGGCGGGCGGCGGCGAGGGCCGCCAUCGAGGGCCUCCCGACGGUGGCGGUCGGGGAGUCCGGCGGCGGGGUCGCGCAGUGCGCGGUGUGCAAGGACGGCAUCGAGGCCGGGGAGGCGGCCAGGAGGCUGCCGUGCGCGCACCUCUACCACGGCGCCUGCAUCCUGCCCUGGCUCGCCAUCCGCAACACCUGCCCGCUCUGCCGCCACGAGCUGCCCACCGACGACGCCGAGUACGAGACGUGGAGGGCCAGGCGGGCCGCCGCCGCCGGCGACGACGGCGACGACAGGUAUGGGCAGCGCCGCUCGUCGGGCUGAGGCUACACUGCUGAAACAUCCUAUAGUUUCAAACCGGAAGAGAGUGAUUUGCUUCAAGGGCCAAUGCGUUUGCAGGAGAGAGGGAAAAUGGGUUGAAAUCGAUGUGAAUUGGAGGAUUUUUUUUCUUGGUUUUGCACAGAAUUAUACGAAUAAGGUGCGUUUCAAUUUGAAUAA
Lolium perenne is the source of this 1148-nucleotide messenger RNA. RefSeq lists its product as uncharacterized. Lineage: Eukaryota; Viridiplantae; Streptophyta; Magnoliopsida; Poales; Poaceae. Gene Ontology annotation, molecular function: ubiquitin protein ligase activity. The record is from RefSeq and is a predicted model, not a curated record. Gene Ontology annotation, biological process: ubiquitin-dependent protein catabolic process.